GAGGGGCAGGCACCGAACACAUCUGCACAGCACAGCACAGCACACACGUCUUGCUGCUGUUACUACUACUACUACUACUACUACUACUACUACUACUACAAUUACAAUGGCCUCGACGAAUGACAGCCGCUACACCCUCUCCGCCCACCCCUUCAACUACUCCCUCUCACCCACCACCAACCUUCCCACCCCACUCCACGACACCCCGCCGCCCUCCCCAGGCUACCGACACAUCGCUCGUCCACCCACCCCUGGCGGCGGGCCCUUGAACUCCCACCCUACCACUCCCGACGACGCCGCCGGCUUCUUCCCACCCACACCGGACACUCACCGGCAAGGCAAGGCUCAACAAUCAUCCCCUCACCUCACCACCAACGCCUACCACCAGCACAAGCAGCCAGAGCACGUCUUCCGCGUCCCCAUCUCCCCCGCUUCAGCCACAGCCCCAAGCAGUCAAACAACAACGACCACAUCCUCCCCCGAACCCCUUCAACGUCGACCCUCAACCGGCGUCCGCAGACUCCUCAGCAUCAGCAGCCUGCGCUCCUCUUUCGGCAGCUCUCGCACCUCGCUGAGCCUACCCCGACGGCAAUCCAACGACACGACCCACACCAUCAACACUCAAGCGUCAGGUUACUUAUACAUCAACGGCAACGGUAGUAAUGGGAACAGCCUCAAACGCCCCUCCUCCCCAAGCGUGGCAUCCUCUUACUCCACGUACCAACCAUCCGCCAUAGCUUCAGAAGCGCCCGCUCCUCGCCCACAGCUCCGCUCCCGCAAAUCCGGUUCUUGGUUCAGGCGGAAGAGCGGGUUGUUCAUGCUCAACAACAGCGCCCCCACCACCACCACCAACGAUGAGAACACACAGGAGGAAGAAGCAGCACCAACACCACCACCAGCAGAUAGGCGAGGAAGCGGCAUGUCAGGCAUGCUAUUGAAAUCCGUGGACGAAUCUACUCACCAGCAGCAGCAGCAGCUGUAUCGCCCCGAGACGCGCGAGAGCAAGCGGCUGAAAGAAGAUGACUUCGACUACAACCACCCCUGUCAUAUCGUACAGCAAGUACAGCAAGUACAGCCCUCGCCCUCCCCACCUAUGCUGCCGGAGAUUGGGGCGUUGGGGGGAGGGAAGCUGGACGGAGGGGAGUUGGGGUGGGAUGAGGGGUUUUUUGCGCGGUAGUAUUGUGGGUUUGCUGGGCGAAUAUGACGAAUUUCUUGGGCUGACAAGAGCAUGCCUUGGCGUUUGAGAAGCCGUAAUGGCUGGUCUUUGAGCGAAUGCAACCCUUUUG
This is a messenger RNA of Baudoinia panamericana UAMH 10762, 1286 nucleotides long. RefSeq lists its product as uncharacterized. The transcript has a single exon. NCBI's taxonomy places the organism in Eukaryota, Fungi, Ascomycota, Dothideomycetes, Mycosphaerellales, Teratosphaeriaceae. Bases 107 to 1177 code for a protein of 356 amino acids. The record is from RefSeq and is a predicted model, not a curated record.